Guillardia theta CCMP2712 is the source of this 980-nucleotide messenger RNA. RefSeq lists its product as hypothetical. NCBI's taxonomy places the organism in Eukaryota, Cryptophyceae, Pyrenomonadales, Geminigeraceae. The transcript has a single exon. The annotation marks the transcript as partial. The record is from RefSeq and is a predicted model, not a curated record.
UGCUCCACAAGGAGCACUACGUCGCCUCCAUGUCUGCGGGCAUUGAGACUGUGAGCGCAGCACGUCAGGCUCAAGAGGAGGAGAACAUGAUGAUGAACAGGCAGCCCUACCUCCCUCGACGAGGAGAGUCGCCUAUGGGCUCUAUUCGCUUUCCCUCCCGGGGUCCGUCGAGACCCACGUCUCCCGUCGGGAGUAUUGCGCGUGCUCCUUUCAGCAGGGUUGCAAGCGCUGCCAUGCCCUUACAGCCGCCCAACGUGUAUGCCAUGGGGGAGAACCUGAGCGAGCCUCAGCUUCUCCCUCCUCCCGAGAGGUUCAGGCGAGGGUCAAGAAGAGGCUCGACCGCAGUGCAGGCGGAGACCAGCGACCAAGGCGAGCAGAACAAGUUCAACGAUCGACGAGACAUCAUCAGGGAGAUGCGCAGGAGGCCGUCGGUGACGGACAGCGAGCCCGAGCACGACGGGCCUCCCGGGUACGAGCACAACCACAUGAACCACUAUGCAGGAGAGAUGGAUCGUGGGUGGGAGAGCCUCGAGGAGCCGGAGCCGAUGUAUGGUCAGAGGGAUCCCGGCGUGCCGCGACGGCUACCGAACCCCAUCAACGACAUGCGACGAGGAAUGCAGCAGAACUUCGGCUGGAACGAGGAUGAGAAUGCGAUGCAGUUCGGAGGGCAGUGGCCUCCCCAGGCUCGCAGGGGAGGAUUGGCUCCUCCAAAGGGCAUCGAGAGCGCCGAGGUGGUUCAGAGCCUCUUGGAACAGACAGCUCGCUUCAUCCAAGAAUUCGAUCGCCCACCCGCUGCUCAGCUUCACCGUCUCCAUCCACUUCCUCCGCUACAUCUUCCUCCCGCUGCUGUCCCCUGUCAUCGCGCUGUUCCGGUCUCAUUUACAGAAGUCUUAGGGCGUACUGGACAAGUUCGUGUGCAAUGCAGAGGCUGCUGAUGAGAUUGGCACGAGAAGAACAAAUCAAAUGUAUCGACUUCGUUG